ACAGCAUCGAUUUUUCGACCAUGAAUAGUAUACUGGGGCAUUGGCUCCGCUUUCGUGGCGUGCCAGAGUCCACGGCAUUUUUUCUGCUUUCUGUUAUGAUUGUUUUGCCCAUCAUAUCAUCGGCAACCAUACAAACCGACAACGAGAUUGCAAAUCCAUCGCUUAAUAAGUCCAGGAUAAAUGGCCAAGUCAGCAAAUUAGGGGCCCCUGAAGCCUUUCAAGGAACCUUCAGCGUAUGCUCCCGACCCCCUGUCGUGGUUCCGGAUCUCCUUAUGGAAAUAGAUUAUUACACUUUUAGCCUCAUUGGGGUUAUGCCUGCAAGCUUGGAUAUGUGGUGGAACUUGUUCAUGCGGCAGUUCCAAACCUACCUUGAACUGAGCGGAUCAGUGAGCCGGCACACAGCUGCCGUCCAGCUCAAUAACCGAUCAGUUGCUGAGCUACAGGAUGCCCUGACCUACGCUUGGCUACCUAUGUUCGAAAGGAGCAACCGCACAGCCGUACGUGCUGAAAUCCUGCGCAUUGAAAACGGAACCAUGUUUUCAUCGAAUGGAUCACCAGUAGCCCUGAUUACCUACAUGUUGCCAAUCUCGGAUGAAUUCAACUCGUCGGAUGUGUCGCAUGACUUUUUCCUCGUAGAUGUGGAUGAAGUAUACCCGUCGAAUUCCUCCCGCAACCUGCCUCGGGAUCCCUGGUUGUAUCCUUGGAACGAUUUCGCAGAAACCGGUUCAUCUUUUACCAGCGAUAUCACUCAGCGAUUGCAGGAGAAGGGUUUGACAGCAUACGACGGUCCGCUGUUUUACCAGAGCGGCGGUAUACUGGACGAUAUUUACCUACGGGCAAACUUGACAUACGGCCUCUUCGAUACCGACGGGUUGAAGGCGGAUGUGCUGGGAAUUGUUGAACAAAAGCGCAUUCGACAGAACUGUAACGACACGGGCAUGACCGAUGUGGAAGUGCAUUUCGGUCAACUCGAGCCAGCAAUUGUGCCAUCGCGGACGAACGGCAAAUUUUCCGAUGUGACGGUAAUGCCCCUACCAUUCGUGGUCAAAGUGCAAGAGAAGACCCUCAUUUCCGAUACGCUCUAUUGGUUCACGUUACCCAACCAUACCCAUCGCUACUAUGUUUCCUCAGAAACGGCGUAUGGGAGAAAGAUAAACACCACCGGUCUUCAUCUAGUGGAUCAACCGCCACUGAAUCCCACGCGCUCAUUCCGGAUGCAUCUAGAUCGCCCACUGAAUAUACAGCGGCUACCGUUGCUGGAAGCUCUGAUGACAUCGCAUCUUAAUAACCUCAGCAUUGGUGCCCACAACCGGGCGGAGGUGCGUAUCUGGGAUUUUGAUCCGGAUGGUUGGGUGGUCAAUUUUUUUGUGGUUCUACAUUAUGAGCCCCAACGCCUUAGUCCGUGGAAGGGAUUUGUCCUGGAUGCCAGACUACCGUAUACUGCCACCAUCUACCGCAAACUGAAUGGCUUAGAGCUUCGCUUACCACCCACCAGUACGGUGUAUCGGCUGAUGACCGCUAGUGUUGACGAAUACUCGAAGAAUACGAUGAAAGCAUCGAUUCUGCGGGAAUGCGAAGAAAAUGAUAAGUGGCUUUCUUUACCGAGCGAAGCGCCGGCCUGUCCACUGAAGAAAAACUUUACAUUGUACGUCGAAUGGCAGUCGGAACGGCCGCAGUCACGUGACCUGGUUAAUGGGUCCACAAUGGAGCUACCGGAUUCUGAUAAAAUCUUGGAUGCAGUACAGCAAGCAUUUGCCGCCGCGAACCCCGUGACUAUGGAUAAUAUUACUCUGACCAUAAUCAUGACGGAGCGCAACGACAGUUUACACACAGCCACUGAGCGAGACUCGGCUAAGAUUAAUUUUGCCGUAUCGUAUCCCAAAAUGAAGAGCGGACUGUACUGGAAUCUUUGGCGUUAUCCAUCUCUUCAUGAGCUGAACGCCGCCUUGCAGAGCAUUGCAGGCGCUAACGUAGUAUUUUUGCCCGGUGCAAACCACGGAAUUCAUGAACGCAUACAGUACAGCAUUGUCGGAGCCAGGGAGACAUUUCCCGGAGCCUUCAGCGUGUGCCCCACUGCGUCGGAAUCGGAUCUUCUCAAGAAUCUAUCGUACUUCACUAAUCGUCUCUUUUCACGUGUGAUGUGGAACAGAAACUUGGAUUUAUCGUUUAACAACUUCAUGUCGCAGUUCCAAAGCUACCUGGAAUUGCAAGGAGUAAUGGGCCGGCACACAGCUGCCCUCCAGCUCAAUAACCGGUCUGUAGCUGAGCUGCAGGAUGCCCUCAUCUACGCCUGGUUACCUAUGUUCGAACGGGGCAACCGAACAGCAGUACGUGCUGAAAUCCUGCGCAUUGAGAACGGAACAAUUUUUUCAUCGAAUGGGUCGCCACUAAGCCUGAUUACCUACAUGUUACCCGCGUCAGAUGAAGAGGAACCAUCCGACUCGGAUGAGUAUCCGUUGAGUUCCUCCCGUAACCUGCCUCGGGAUUCCUGGUUGUUCGCUUGGAACGAUUUAGCAGAAACUAAUUCAUCAUUUAUCAACGAAUUCAUUCAGCGAUUGCAGGAGAAGGGUUUGACAGCAUACGAUGGUCCGCUGUUUUACCAGAGCGGCGGUAUACUAGACGAUAUUUACCUGCGGGCAAACUCGGCAUACGGCCUCUUCGAUGCCGAUCAGUUGAAGGCGGAUGUGCUGGCAAUUGUUGAACAAAUGCGCAUUAGUCAGAACUGUAGCGGCGCGGGCAUGGACGCUGUGGAAGUGCAUUUCGGUAAGCUCGAGCCAGGAAUUGUGACAUCGCGGACGAACGGCAAAUUUUCUGACGUUACGGUGACGCCGAUACCUUUUGUGGUGAAACUGCAACAAAAGAUCCUUAUCUCAGAACUGGUUUCUUGGUUCCCGUUGCCCAACCAUACCGAUCGUUACUCUUUUUACUCCGAAGCGGUGUAUCGAAAAAAGAUAAAUACCACCGGCCUUAUUCUGGUGGAUCAACUACCACUGAAUCCCGCGCGCUCGUUCCGAAUGUAUCUGGAUCGGCCACUAAACGUUCAGUGGCUGCCGCAACUGGAAGCUCUGAUGACAUCGCACCUUAAUAAUCUCAACAUCGGUACUGAUAACCGAGCGGAGGUGCGUUUAUGGAAUUUUGAUCCGGAUGGUUGGGUUGUCAACUUUUUUGUGAUUCUGUACUAUGAGCCCGUACGCCCCACAAUAUGGAAGGGAUUUGUCCUGGAUGCCAGACUGCCGUAUACUGCCACCAUCUACCGGAAAUUGAAUGGCUUGGAGCUGCGCUCACCACCAACUGGUAAAGUCUACCGGCUGGUGACUGAUAAUGUUGGAGACGACGCGAAGAAUACGAUGGAAGCAUCGAUCCUACGGAAUGCGAAGGAACUGGCGUUUGGCUUCAUUUACCGGGCGAAGUACAGGUGUGUCCCCUGAAGAAAGACUUCUUAUUGCACAUCGAAUGGCAUUCGGAACGUCUACAAUCAAGUGACUUGGUGAAUGGAUCAGUAAACGAGCUGCCGAGCUCCGAUAAAAUCUUGGAUGCAGUACAGCAAGCUUUUGCCGCCGCGAACCCCGUGACCAUGGAUAGCAACGCUCUAACCAUCACCAUGACGGAACGCAACGACAGUUUACGCGAACCACCAUGGUCAAACGGUGUCAAGAUUCGUUUUGCCGUGUCGUAUCCGAAAAUGAAGAGCGGGUUGUAUUGGAACCGUUGGAGUUAUCCACAAUACGGUGCGUUAUAUACCGCCAUAAUGAACAUUGCGGGCGUUUCCCUUAUCAGCGCAUGGCUAGGGUCGGGGCCAGAUUUUAAUUCCGACACGCUCCAGUUCUUCUAGAAUAAUUCAAAUCCCAUUUACCGUUUCUCUUUGCAACGGAAAUCAAACAAUACCUCGUUUAGAAGUCUCGGUGGUUAUGCAAAGUUCUGCAAUAAAGUUCUGCAAGGUCCUGUGACAUGUUUUUUUCUAUAA
This is a messenger RNA of Paramacrobiotus metropolitanus, 3964 nucleotides long. RefSeq lists its product as uncharacterized. Lineage: Eukaryota; Metazoa; Tardigrada; Eutardigrada; Parachela; Macrobiotidae. The transcript has 15 exons. The record is from RefSeq and is a predicted model, not a curated record. Bases 21 to 3428 code for a protein of 1135 amino acids.